CCUUCUCCGUCCUAAACAGAGUUGUCUGCCAAAGAGCUUGUUUGUAGUUUAUGUAAACUAAUCAUGUUCUAUCAAACAGUUAAAAAAUAAGGGUGCUGGGUAAGGUUUAUGGGGAGAUUCAGACCUUAUUAAUGAACACUAUACAAAUUGUACUCCAUUAUUAAUGAGUACAAGAUAGGUUUUAAGGCUAACCAUCCUAAAACUAGUUAUUCAUAGUGCUAGUGUAUAUUAUAUAUAUGAAAAGGUUGAUUUGAGUGACUUGUGUUCUAACUGUAGAAAGCAGUUAGACCAAUUAACCACUAAGCAGUAUUACCAUCUUUGACAUUGACACCAGACAGAUUUGGUGGUGGUUAUUUAUUCAUAUAAUUCAGGAUACUUAUUAAUUAUAAAAAGUCUUUUUGAAAGCCAAAAAAUUUUAUGGAUAUUUUAAUAAAAUUACUGGGAAAUUGAAGAAGCAGCAAAGUGUAAGGAAGGAAGUAGCAAGAUGCCGUUGCCCAUUACUUGACUGAAUUAUUUCUUACUGUCUGUUCCUGAAGGGUCCUUGUGUACAAAUCUUUACCUGUGAUUAUUUCCUGAGUAGAUUCUAAGAAGAGGCAUUUUCAAGUUAAAGGUGCUCCAUGUGCAUCCCUCUUGAAGCUUCGCACUCUAUUGAAGAGGACACUCAUCCCAGUCACUAUUUAGAAGCACGAUGCUUGAAUGAGAGAGAUUAUCGGGACCGGAGAUACAUUGAUGAAUACAGAAAUGACUACUGUGAAGGAUAUGUUCCAAGACAUUACCAUAGAGACAUUGAAAGCACUUACCGGAUCCACUGCAGUAAAUCCUCAGUCCGAAGCAGGAGAAGCAGUCCUAAAAGAAAGCGUAAUAGACACUGUGCAAGUCAUCAUUCACAUUCGAAGAGCCACCGAAGGAAAAGAUCCAGGAGUAUAGAGGAUGAUGAGGAGGGUCACCUGAUCUGUCAAAGUGGAGACGUUCUAAGAGCAAGAUAUGAAAUCGUGGACACUUUAGGUGAAGGAGCCUUUGGCAAAGUUGUAGAGUGCAUUGAUCAUGGCAUGGAUGGCUUACACGUAGCAGUGAAAAUUGUAAAAAAUGUAGGCCGUUACCGGGAGGCAGCUCGCUCUGAAAUACAAGUGUUGGAGCACUUGAACAGCACUGACCCCAACAGUGUCUUCCGAUGUGUCCAGAUGCUAGAAUGGUUUGAUCAUCAUGGUCAUGUUUGUAUUGUGUUUGAGCUGCUGGGACUUAGUACCUAUGAUUUUAUUAAAGAAAAUAGCUUUCUGCCAUUUCAAAUCGAUCACAUCAGGCAAAUGGCUUAUCAGAUCUGCCAAUCUAUAAAUUUUUUACAUCAUAAUAAAUUAACUCAUACGGAUCUAAAACCUGAAAAUAUUUUAUUUGUGAAGUCUGACUAUGUUGUUAAAUAUAAUUCUAAAAUGAAACGAGAUGAGCGCACAUUGAAAAACACAGAUAUCAAAGUUGUUGACUUUGGAAGUGCAACAUAUGAUGACGAACAUCAUAGUACUUUGGUGUCCACACGACACUACAGAGCUCCAGAGGUCAUUUUGGCUUUAGGUUGGUCUCAGCCUUGUGAUGUUUGGAGCAUAGGCUGCAUUCUUAUUGAGUAUUACCUUGGGUUCACAGUCUUUCAGACUCAUGAUAGCAAAGAGCACCUGGCAAUGAUGGAGCGGAUAUUAGGACCCAUCCCAGCACACAUGAUCCAAAAGACAAGGAAACGCAAGUAUUUUCACCAUAACCAACUAGAUUGGGAUGAACAUAGUUCAGCUGGGAGAUAUGUUAGGAGGCGUUGCAAGCCAUUAAAGGAAUUUAUGCUCUGUCAUGAUGAAGAGCAUGAGAAGCUCUUUGACCUGGUUCGAAGAAUGUUGGAGUAUGACCCAACAAAAAGGAUUACCUUGGAUGAAGCAUUGCAGCACCCUUUCUUUGACUUAUUAAAAAAGAAAUGAAUGGGAAUCAGUGGUCUUCCUAUAUACUUCUCUAGAAGCAAUUACUUUAAGACUGUGUCAGUCAACUAAACAUUCUAAUAUUUUUGUAAACAUUAAAUUAUUUUGUACAGUUAAGUGUAAAUACUGUAUGUUUUGUAUCAAUAGCAUAACUACCUUGUUAAGUAUGGUGUUGAUAAUGAAUGCAAUAUAAGAGUUAAAAUGAUUUUCCUUUUGAUGUUUGUUGCCAUUUUUAAAGGCCUUUGGAAUAUCCUUUGUGUCCAGUGAUAAACGUGAUUGGUCUUGUCUUUUGUACAUGAAGGUUGACUAAAGUGAUUUUUUUUUUCUCUUCAAGUAAAAGGAAAUCUUGA
Molecule: messenger RNA, 2302 nt
Organism: Psammomys obesus (fat sand rat)
Lineage: Eukaryota; Metazoa; Chordata; Mammalia; Rodentia; Muridae
Gene: Clk4
Product: CDC like kinase 4
Exons: 13
Coding region: 618-1955 (445 amino acids)
Biological process (GO): protein phosphorylation; regulation of RNA splicing
Cellular component (GO): nucleus
Molecular function (GO): protein tyrosine kinase activity; ATP binding
Source: RefSeq, a predicted model, not a curated record